AUGGUGCGGUGGUACGAGCGCAUCGCAGUCUGGCUGAACGCCGGGGCCAGGAGAUUGUGCGCCUUGCCCCAGUUGGGUUCGUGGUUGUACGCAGUGAACAGUCCGUCGCCGCCGAUUCCGCGGAGUGCUUUGACUCCAGGGCGCAAGGUGCUUCGCGAACCGGGACUCGUCGGACAGUUCUGCCACCAUGUCCGCGCCCGAGGCGAAGACGAAGCGAUUUCCAGGACAUUUCUCCUCGAAGAUCGGGCCGAGUUCGCGCCCGAUGCUCACGGAGUUCUGCAGCGGCGUCCGGAUAUUGAUCCCGAGGACGUCCCCGAGGACUGGCAGGCGCCAUGCCGGGAUGCGGAAUCCGGAGCAUCGGUCGUCGCCUCUGGAGUGGUGUCGACGCUCAUGGUGUGUCCCCGGCAGCGGCGCACGCAGUUGCUCGACAUCGGCGCGCAACUUUUCGCCGAUCGUUCGUACGAGGACGUCUGGAUCGAAGAGGUCGCCGAGAUUGCGGGCGUCUCGCGCGGGUUGAUGUACCACUACUUCCCGACCAAGCGAGACUUCUUCGCCGCAAUCGUCGAGCGCGAAUCGCAGCACCUGCUCGAGGUGACCGCACCGGACGCGACGCUACCGGUGCGCGAACAGGUGGCAGCCGGGUUGGACGCCUACUUCGCGUACGUGAAGUCGCACAGCAGGGGACAGCAGAUUCGAAUCCUCGACGCACUGGAAUUCGAGGGGGAAAGAAGACAGCUCGCUGCCGUCGCAGUUCGGGGAUGGAUCGCAUUCGUCCGAGCUGUCUGCCUCGACUGGCUCGAUCAACCUUCCAUACCGCAGGAAGAGUUGAGAGUGAUUUGUCUGCGGACCCUCUCCGGAGCGUUGGGCAUCGACCUCGAAACG
This is a messenger RNA of Mesorhabditis spiculigera, 882 nucleotides long. Lineage: Eukaryota; Metazoa; Nematoda; Chromadorea; Rhabditida; Rhabditidae. The record is from the annotation of a GenBank genome assembly.